Molecule: messenger RNA, 1040 nt
Organism: Nannospalax galili (Upper Galilee mountains blind mole rat)
Lineage: Eukaryota; Metazoa; Chordata; Mammalia; Rodentia; Spalacidae
Gene: Pttg1
Product: PTTG1 regulator of sister chromatid separation, securin
Exons: 5
Coding region: 312-986 (224 amino acids)
Biological process (GO): chromosome organization
Cellular component (GO): cytoplasm; nucleus
Source: RefSeq, a predicted model, not a curated record
CGGGGGGAUGACUCGGGAGGGCUUUCCCACGGUGCCCACGGGCGCGGUUGACUCGCGGCCUGGACCCUCAGCAGCUGUGCUGUUUGUUGAGACCGCCUCAUGCACCUCAGGCUGGCCUCGGACUUCUGACCCUCCUGCUCUCACCUCGCUAGUGCUGGGAUUACAGGCGCGGUGGCCGGACUUGGGGCUCUGUGGACCGGUGCCAGCCCAAACCGUCCUUUCUGUAUUGCUCAGCGGCCCUGUCUCUGGCUCGGAGACCUAGAUCUGGGUUAAGCGUCCGUUGACUUCUGCUUACCUUGAAGUCCCUGUUGAUGCUUAGCUUUUCUCUCCUUCCCCAAACCUCAGCAUCUAAUAAGUGCCUCUCACCCCUAGAGGAAUCCAGGAUGGCUACCUUGAUCUUUGUUGAUAAGGAUAACAGAGAACCAGGCAGCCGUGUGGUUCCUAAGGAUGGGCUGAAGCUGGGCUCCAGUGCAGUCAAAGCCUUAGAUGGGAAAUCGCAGGUUUCAACACCACGAGUUGGCAAAGUAUUCAAUGCUCCACCUGCCCUACCUAAAACUGGCAGAAAGGCUUUGGGAACUGUCAACAGAGCUACAGAAAAGCCACUGAAGACCAAUAGACCUCUGAAGCAAAAACAGCCAACUUUCACUGUGAAAAAGAUCACCGAGAAGACAGUUAAAGCAAAAAGCUCUGUUCCUGCUUCUGAUGAUGCCUAUCCAGAAAUAGAGAAGUUCUUUCCCUUCAAUCCUCUAGAUUUUGAGAGUUUUGACCUGCCUGAGGAACACCAGAUUGCACACCUCCCCUUGAGUGGAGUGCCUCUCAUGAUCCUGGAGGAGGAGAGAGGACUUGAGAAGCUGCUGCACCUGGACCCUCCUUCCCCUGUGAAGACCCCCUUUCUGCCAUGGGAGUCUGGUCCGUUGCAGUCCACCUCCAGCAUUCUCUCCACCCUGGAUGUCGAACUGCCGCCUAUUUAUGAUACAGAUAUUUAAACCUAUUCCUUUAGUGUUUGUGCAUAUUGUAUUAAUAAAGCAUUUUUGUGUGUA